Messenger RNA from Jaminaea rosea, 2077 nucleotides. Its product is annotated as S-adenosyl-L-methionine-dependent methyltransferase. Gene Ontology annotation, cellular component: nucleolus. NCBI's taxonomy places the organism in Eukaryota, Fungi, Basidiomycota, Exobasidiomycetes, Microstromatales. Gene Ontology annotation, biological process: rRNA base methylation. Bases 76 to 2013 code for a protein of 645 amino acids. The record is from RefSeq and is a predicted model, not a curated record. Gene Ontology annotation, molecular function: methyltransferase activity. The transcript has a single exon.
AUCACCACUAUCUUUCCUCCCUUCCACUCGACUCCGCCCUUCACCACUUUUCCCCCUCCCCUCCUCUUCACACGCAUGUCCUCCCACUUCUACGCGCACAGUGCCCACCUCCUCCUGCUGGCCUUGGAGCGCAGAUCAUCCCUGAAGAGCAUCGUAGCGCGGGAGUGUCCUCUCUCCUCCGCCUCCUCCUCCCACUCCUCCUCCUCCUCGUUCUCGCAGUCAAGAACGUACACCCUCGCAGAGCAAAAACGCUACCUCGCUACGCUGAUCAAUCUCCUCGCCUGGCGCGGGCCGCUGGAGAUCGUCGUGGUGCAGAGCGGGGUAGAGGGGGAGAAGGAGCUGGGCAAGGCGCUAGGACAGGCGUGGAAGAGGUACGAGGGCUCGGGCUCUACCAAGCAGAAGCAUAAGCAGACGGCGGCGUGUCAUGCCCUCCUCCUGUUGCUGGUCCACGACAUGCUCUGCUCCCGCACGAAACGCAUUGCAGCUUCCCCCGCUUGGCCACCACAUCGAGCCUUAUUGCCCCAUAGGGCACGAUUGCAGGCCGAGCUGGUUAGGCUGCAGGUCGCAAAGGGGAAGGGAAGGAUGGAAGAGUUGAGAAGUGAUUGGCGAGAGGAGGUAGAGGGGGAUAAGUGGGUGAGAGGAAGGUGGGUGAGGGUGAAUGCCCGCAACGCGAGUAUGAACGAAAUGCUUGAUUGGCUGCGGUCACGAGGCUAUUCCCAGGCUCAAGGCGACUCGUUCCCCGAGUCGGGGAGACAAUUUCUCGUCCCAUCGAGGGGUUCGCAUCCGGAAAAUCUGCUUCUCCUCCCACUCUCUGCCACGCCCGACCUCUUAUCCAGCGCGCUCUACAAGGAGGGCAAGGUGAUCCUGCAAGACGCGGCGAGUUGCUGGCCUGCGCACCUCCUCCUGCACAACAGCGCAACCCCUCCCAUGCACGUCCUGGACGCAACGGCUGCCCCAGGGAACAAGACCAGUCAUCUUUCUGCGCUCCUCUCCUCGCGACCCUCCUCUUCCUCCCCACAAGCAGCACGCAUAACAGCCCUCGAGCGCGAUCCGCAACGUUUCCGCACCCUGACUGCCCAGCUCAAACGUUUCGCCUGUCUGCGGCCCGGCGCCGGGAUGGUCACUCCCCUCCAAGCGGACUUCUUGAGCUUAGACCCCUCCUCUUCGAACCCAUCCGCAAGAGAGGUGGCGCUAAGGGACGUCACGCACAUGUUGCUGGACCCUUCGUGUUCGGGCAGCGGGAUCACGGGGAGAUUGGACUGGUUGACCGCGACGGCCACAGAGGAGCAGGACGAAGGGGAGACAGAAGUUGACGAAGCGCACGAAGAAGGGAUGGGAGGGGGAGAGGGAGAGGGGGAAGGCGAGUCUGGUCGACUCGAGAGACUGGCAGCCCUCCAGCUCAACAUGAUCUUGCACGCUUGGCGCUCCUACCCUUCGCUUGAGCGGGUCGUCUACUCGACUUGCUCAGUGCAUCGGAUUGAGGAUGAGGAGGUGGUGAGGAAGGCGCUUGCUUCACCCGAGGCGAGGGGGAGGACCGCGCGGGGAAGAGAGUAUAAGUGGGCGCUCGCGGAGAGGAGGGAAUGUCUGCCGGGAUGGCCUUGGCGUGGGGAGGAGGGGAAGGGGGAGGAGGCGGAGAGGAUGAUGCGCGCUUAUCCUGCCGGGGAGAUUGAGGAUGCGUGCGAGGGGGAAGGGAAGCGCAUCCACCUGCUACGGACCAACGGCUUCUUUGCUGCUUGUUUCGUCAAGAGGUGGGAGGACGAGGAGAGAGGGACGAAAGUGUCGCUCAAUGAACGAGGGGAGAGUAGGAACGCCGAGGAGGGAGAGCAAGGAGGAUCGACGAGCACCAGCUCGACGACGGCGGCUGAGCGAAAGAAGCGUAAGCGUCUACGCCAGAAGGCGAGCAGGGAGGCUAAGAGGGCAAGAGGGGAGGGCGAGGGCGAGGGCGGUGAGCCGAGAGGAGAGGAGAGUGAGGAAGAGGAGGAGCAGGAGGAGUGGAAGGGGUGCGCAGAUUGAGUUGCUCGCCUCGCCGUGUCAACCUGAUAUUAUUAGCAUUAGCACGCCCGCGAUUACAGCUUGG